GGGUCCGAAGGGCGCCUGCGCUUUCAAGGCGGGCGGCGACGGAGGCGGCCUUUUGUCUGGCGCCUUCUUCUUCCUCUCUGGGCGCAACUUUGUCCGACAGAGGGAGCGAGAGGGAGGCCCGGCUCUUCGGCUGGAGCCCUUGGAAGCCUUUCGCCUGGACGCUGCUUCCCUUCUUGCCUUCCUCAGCCCUUGAAGGGGAGCCAACUCGGAGGCCAGGGAGGCGGGCAGCGGCGGGAGCAGGCUCCCCUCGAGAAGGCUCUUUGCAAUGCUCCCCCGGCUCCCUGGCCAAAAGAGGGCCAAGAGUCGGUAGCCGAACCUCCCCCAGCGAUGGCCUUUCUCCAGGGAAGGACAGCCGAUGAUGAUGAUGGCCAGAGAAGAAGCGGCGGGGAGUGGGACAGGAGAGAAGCCUUCCUCUUCCAAGUUGCCCGCUGUUCCCUCGCCUUGUCCCGGGAGAGGAGCCUUUCCUAGCCCUGACUUGGCUUUCUUUUGAUUGAGUUGCUUUGGAGAGAAUCCGGGAGGCCUUGGGUGCCCUCCCUCCUUCGCCGUUGAUUCCCUUUCUUUCCUGACAAGCCUCUUAUCGGGCUUCAGCCUGGAGAACCUGGAGAAGCAAGAGAUGGAGACGGUGGGGAGAUUUGAGUUCAGCAGGAAAGAUUUGGUCGGGCAUGGAGCCUUUGCUGUCGUCUUCAAAGGCAGGCACAAAGAGAAGCCUGAAGUGGAGGUAGCAAUAAAAUGCAUCAACAAGAAAAACCUGGCAAAAUCCCAGACUCUUUUGGGAAAAGAAAUCAAGAUACUCAAGGAGCUGAAACAUGAAAACAUAGUUGCCUUGUAUGACUUCCAGGAACUGGCCAACUCUGUUUACUUGGUGAUGGAGUACUGCAAUGGUGGGGAUCUGGCAGAUUACUUGCACAGUAUGAGGACACUUAGUGAAGAUACAAUCCGGCUUUUUCUUCAGCAAAUUGCUGGUGCCAUGAAGGUUCUGCACAGCAAAGGGAUAAUCCAUCGGGAUCUGAAGCCUCAAAAUAUUCUCCUUUCUUAUGCAGGGGGCAAGAAAUCAAACCCUAACAACAUUCGCAUAAAGAUUGCUGAUUUUGGAUUUGCACGAUACUUACAGAACAAUAUGAUGGCAGCAACUCUCUGCGGCUCCCCUAUGUACAUGGCUCCAGAAGUUAUUAUGUCCCAACAUUAUGAUGCCAAAGCUGACCUGUGGAGUAUUGGAACCAUCAUUUAUCAGUGUCUGACUGGAAAAGCACCCUUCCAGGCAAGCAGUCCUCAAGAUCUUCGGCUGUUCUAUGAGAAAAACAAGGUGCUCACACCCAACAUCCCAAGAGAGACAUCAUCCCACUUGAGGCAACUGCUGCUGGGACUCUUGCGACGAAACUACAAGGACCGGAUGGACUUUGAUGAAUUUUUCCAUCACCCUUUCUUAGAUGCAAGUGCCUCUAUGAAAAAAUCUGCUUUUGUGCCAAUGCCUUCUUAUCCAAGCUCUGGAUCUGGGAGUUCAUCCAGCAGUUCUUCGACAUCCCACCUUGCAUCUCCUCCUCAGUCACUUGGAGAGAUGCCACAUCAUGAGAAGACUUUAGUCUCACCUAUCCAGGGUUCACCUGACUUCCUUCAUGGCUCAAAGGAGUCUGCUGGCAGCAGCAGCAAGAAUUCCUCCUGUGACACUGAUGACUUUGUCAUGGUGCCAGCCCAAUAUUCAAGUGAUAUAGCUGUGGAGACUGUAGGAGGAAAGCCAGUUCAAGACAGCCUGAUGUGUAGUGGAAGCUCUUUGGUGACUUCAGCCUGCUUGGAAAGUCAAGGAAGAAUGUCAUCUCCCUCACCUCCUUAUAGCAGUUCUCCUAGCCCAUCUCGUAGGCCAAGCCAUUUUUCGUCAAGUAGCAAAUAUGGACAGUCUGUUCCCAUCCCAGUUCCUACUCAGAUCCACAACUACCAGCGAAUUGAGCAGAACCUUCAGUCUCCUAAUCAAUAUACUUCACCACAGUCUGUUACAGUCAGAAGAUCAAGCAACACAAGCCCACAUGGCUUCAUGAAGGCUAGCCCUUCUCCUCCAUUUGCUUAUGGAGAGCAUGGAGCUGUGCCAGCCUCCAGAAGAUUCUCCUUUGGUGGUGCUAAGCCUUAUACACAAUGCCCACAAGUUGGAACAGUUCCAGAGCAGCCUGACCAAACUGUUGUUCCUUCUCUUGGAGCAGAGAUGAAAAGCCGGGUGCCCAUACUUGGUGCCUCAGUGCCUGACCCUUCCCUACGAGGGAUGGGUUCCCGUCUUCACAGUGCUCCCAACCUGUCAGAUUUGCAUUCCUGUCAGCAGAAGAUAAAGAAGCAGUGUUCAGAUCCUCUGGUUGCUCAUUGCAGCCACAUUCCAGCUGUCCAGUCUGUACAGGCACAUGGACUAAAAACUUGCCGUCCACUGAGGUCUUCCCCAAAGCUCUCUGAAUUCAUGCAGAGGAGCCCCUUGCCAACUAUUUUGGGGUCUCCAACAAAGGUUAUGUCACCUUUUGAGUUCAAUAAAACCCCAAGUUCCCAAAGCCUGCUGACCCUUCUGGCCCAUCAAGGUGUCAUGAUUGCCCCAACAAGGAAUAAGACUCUGCCUGACCUGAAGGAUAUGGGCUAUUUUCACUGCCAGCAAGCAGGGCUAGGUUUGAGGCCUGUGGAAGAAGCAAAGGGCAGAUCAUUUAGCACUGGCCGUCUUACAGACCUCCUUCUCAAGGCUGCUUUCGGGGAAGCUGGUAGCAAUGACAGCUUGAACAAUGAGAAGCCCAUGGAGAUCACAGCCCCUUCUGCUACCUUUGGAGGAACUCUAUGUGCAGCAGCUGGCGAUAGUGAUUCAGCAAGCCCCUCUCCAGUGGUGUUUACUGUUGGAUCCCCUCCCAAUGGGACAACACCACCACAGAUCACCAGGACCAGAAUGUUCUCAGUGGGAUCUUCUAGCUCUCUAAGUUCCGGAGGAUCUUUCAGCGGGCGGCACUUCAUCAUGGGAACUGGUGGGGAUGUGCUUGAAGCCUCAUUGGGUCUCAGAUACACCUUUGCUGACCCCCUCACUGCCAACCUGGAUGGAACAAUUACCUUUGAAGCACCGGAGCUACCUGAGGAGACUCUCAUGGAACAAGAGCAUACAGACAUCCUGCGUAGCCUGCAAUUUACUCUGGCCUUCGUCCACUAUGUGAUGGAAAUUGCAGCCAUUAAAGGCAGUGCCAGUGAGCUCAACAAUUCAUUGGCCUCUGAAUACCAGCUCCAGGAGAACAUUGUGGCCGACCAGAUCAGCCUGCUCAGCAAAGAAUGGAGUUAUGCAGAACAGCUGGUAUUGUACUUGAAGGUAGCAGAAUUAUUGUCCUCAGGCCUGCAGAUGGCAAUAGACCAGAUCCGAACAGGCAAACUGUGUCUUUCUUCCACUGUCAAGCAAAUUGUAAGGAAGCUCAAUGAACUGUAUAAAUCCAGUGUAUCCUCUUGCCACUGCCUGAACCUGAGGCUGCAGAGGUGGUUCUUGGAUAAGCAGAAGCUCAUGGAUCGUAUCAACAGCAUCACAGCCGAGAGGCUCAUAUUCAGCCAUGCUGUGCAAAUGGUCCAAGCUGCAGCACUGGAUGAGAUGUUCCAUCACCGAGAGGACUGUGUGCAACGAUAUCACAAAGCAUUGCUACUGAUGGAGGGGCUUUUAAACAUCAUUUCUGAGCAAGGAGAUAUUGAGAACAUAAAUAAAUGUAAAAUAUGUAUUGAACGCCGGCUUUCAGCUCUGCUGUCAGGGAUCAGUGCAUGAUGGAAAGCCUGCCAUCCUUAUGCCUGCAGGUGAUCAUCUUCUGUCUGUAAAAUUGCCUGCUGCCAAGGAGACAAAGCCUACUUGAGCAGGCUUCUCAGUGACAGUUUUCUCAGAUUACAGCAACCGUUUCCCCCUUCAGACAACAGUGAUGGAAACCUUUUCCGAGAUCAGAUAUCUGUUCUGAAUACACACAUCACUCUCUGUCUUCAGGGGUAACAGUGGAAGUGAUUGCAGUUCUUUCGCCACAAACUGCAAAAACUGUGAAGAAGUACUUGAGGAUUGCCCAGCCCACAUGCCCAUUUGAUGGUCAGUUGCAAAGUAAAAAGAGCAUCAAACUUCUUUCAUGCCUAUUUAUGAAGGAGAGGACUGCUGCAAACCAAAACCAGGCAUGCCUGAGAACUGGAUAUGCUGUGGCUUCGUUGUCCACUGCUGGCAGUGGACAUGUUGGGUUAUUCCCUUCUUGGAGAUGAAGGUGGUUUAUCUUAGAGGGAAUGUCAUUGGACAGCAAGAAUGUCAUUUGUCACAUAGGUGAAUCACAUCCUCAACCUUGCCUGCCAGUAGCUAGUCACUUGGGUGUACUCCAUACCUGUUUGCUCAGUGUCUGUUUAGGCCUCCAUUGUUUAUAGCCUGCAAAGAACAGCAAUUACAUGGCAAGCAGAAAUGGAAUCAUUCCUAGCUAAUCGUUACUCUAGCAGUUAUGGCUUUUUGCCCUUCCAUAGGAAUGCUGCAGAUCUUAAAUUCAAAGAACCACACCUUUACAACAGACAGAAUGCUGAGAUACGGCAGAGGAGGUGUUUUUUCAUUUAAUGUGAGGACAUUGUUAGUUCUGUACGAAAACCCUUUUAAAAUUACAUCUGUACCUAAAAAGAAAUUAGUCUCAAGAAGCCAUAUUUCCUCACCCAAAGGGGAAUUAUUAAGUAUAUGCAUGGCUGUAGCCCUCUUCUGUCAUUGGUGUAUCUGUGGUAUGAGAAACCAUCUUGGCUUCGGGCUAUUUGUCAGAAAAAUAAUAAUCUUUCUGCCCUGACGGGCAGAAAAUGAAAAAGAAACACACACACACACACACACACACACACACACACACUGAAACAAAAGGAGCACUUUAUGGACAAUUUGAACUAGAGCUUUUUGGCAUUUGGCAUCCCAGUGAUCCAAAAAUGUCAUAAUGAUAGGAUGUUCUUCCCUUGCUUCCCCUGCUGAUAUGUUGUUGUUUGUUGAAUUGUGUUUUUGGGGGGAGGGAAGUUGCACUACAAAUGUGUGUGCUUGUACAUAUACACACACACACACAUGCGCAUAUUAAUAUAUAUUAAUGGAGUUAAUAUGUAUUGAUAUGUAUAUGAAAUAACGUGUUGUAUAAUUGUAUGUGUUUUAACUGUACUGUAUCAUAUGCUUGUGAGGAGAAAAGAAAAAUAACAAAUACACAGUCUGUGUUCUCUUCAUGACUAGAGUCACCAGCUAGAAAAUCUUCAGUACCGAGAAUUAACAAGCUUUACAUUUUUAUGUUUUCUCCUUUAUUUUUAUUUUUCUCUUUCUUUUUUAAUAGAUAUUUCGUUCAAAGCUUGGUGCUUUUGGAAUACAUAAGGGCAAGAUCUUGAUGUCAUGCUUGCUUAGAAGUUAUUAUUGUCCCUCUUUGCUGGUUUGGUUUUGAUAAAAACAAAAUCAAUUUAAGCUUCUUCUUUUUUUACCUUCUCAGCAUUUCCUGUCCCUAUCUUUAAAACAAUUAACUAGCCAAAAAGAAAGGAGGCAUGUUACAUGUGUUUCCAUA
Molecule: messenger RNA, 5510 nt
Organism: Sceloporus undulatus (fence lizard)
Lineage: Eukaryota; Metazoa; Chordata; Lepidosauria; Squamata; Phrynosomatidae
Gene: ULK1
Product: unc-51 like autophagy activating kinase 1
Exons: 28
Coding region: 614-3748 (1044 amino acids)
Biological process (GO): peptidyl-serine phosphorylation; autophagosome organization; autophagy
Cellular component (GO): cytoplasm; autophagosome
Molecular function (GO): protein serine/threonine kinase activity; ATP binding
Source: RefSeq, a predicted model, not a curated record